Molecule: messenger RNA, 909 nt
Organism: Marmota flaviventris (yellow-bellied marmot)
Lineage: Eukaryota; Metazoa; Chordata; Mammalia; Rodentia; Sciuridae
Gene: Dio3
Product: iodothyronine deiodinase 3
Biological process (GO): thyroid hormone metabolic process
Molecular function (GO): thyroxine 5'-deiodinase activity
Source: RefSeq, a predicted model, not a curated record
AUGCCUCGCCAGGCCGCCUCGCGGUUGGUGGUCGGAGAAGGCGAGGGGCCCCCGGGGGCCUCGGGGCCCACGGCCACCAUGCUCCGCUCCCUGCUGCUUCACUCCCUGAGGCUCUGUGCCCAGACCGCCUCGUGCCUCGUGCUCUUCCCGCGCUUCCUAGGCACGGCCUUCAUGCUCUGGCUCCUCGACUUCCUGUGCAUCCGCAAGCAUUUCCUGGGCCGCCGCCGCCAGCCCGAACCCGAAGUGGAGCUCAAUAGUGAGGGCGAGGAGGUGCCCCCCGACGACCCACCCAUCUGCGUGUCCGACGACAACCGCCUGUGCACCCUGGCGUCGCUCAAGGCCGUGUGGCAUGGCCAGAAGUUGGAUUUCUUCAAGCAGGCACACGAGGGCGGACCAGCGCCCAACUCCGAGGUGGUCCUGCCUGAGGGCUUCCGGAGCCAGCGCAUCCUAGACUAUGCCCAAGGGAACCGCCCACUGGUGCUCAAUUUCGGCAGCUGCACCUGACCACCGUUCAUGGCGCGCAUGAGCGCCUUCCAGCGUCUGGUCACCAAGUACCAGCGCGACGUCGACUUCCUCAUCAUCUACAUUGAGGAAGCACAUCCUUCCGACGGCUGGAUCACCACAGACUCCCCCUACAUCAUUCCCCAACACCGGAGCCUGGAGGACCGGGUCAGCGCAGCAAGGGUGCUGCAGCAAGGUGCGCCAGGCUGCGCACUGGUCCUGGACACCAUGGCCAAUUCCAGCAGCUCGGCAUACGGCGCCUACUUCGAGCGCCUCUACGUCAUCCAGAGUGGUACCAUCAUGUACCAGGGAGGCCGUGGCCCAGAUGGCUACCAGGUCUCAGAGCUGCGCACUUGGCUGGAGCGCUAUGAUGAGCAGUUGCACGGCACUCGGCCCCGUCGGUUGUAA